Molecule: messenger RNA, 1987 nt
Organism: Cynara cardunculus var. scolymus (artichoke)
Lineage: Eukaryota; Viridiplantae; Streptophyta; Magnoliopsida; Asterales; Asteraceae
Product: serine/threonine-protein kinase GRIK2-like
Exons: 13
Coding region: 573-1859 (428 amino acids)
Biological process (GO): intracellular signal transduction; protein phosphorylation
Cellular component (GO): cytoplasm
Molecular function (GO): ATP binding; protein serine/threonine kinase activity
Source: RefSeq, a predicted model, not a curated record
GACCAAAACACCCCUGGCCAUCUUCAUCAUCAAGGUUCCACAAGUAACAAAGGUGUUGCUGUUCCUCCGCACGCAGGAGAAAACUCUCCCCCACGCGCACCCAACGCGCCACCCUAGAUUUGCGUUUCAACGGCGGAUUCAUCGGAAAACUUUCACUACUGCUUCUACUUCAUCAACAAUCGAUCAAUUUCCCGUAGUUCGACGUAAUUCGAUUAUGUUUGCGUCUCUUGCCCUAAUUUUGCUUUCGUCAUUCCAGGGAUAAAGGAAAGGUCCCAAGGUAUCGUCUUGGUGGAGCCAGGCCUGCAAAAUUUGGUGUGGGCUGCUGUCUUUAUCAAGGAAGCUGGAGAGCUGCUCUUGAGAGAUGUUGUUGGCUUUGAAUCGGAAUGGGGUUUAUUUGAUCAACUGCAUCUUUCAUUUUUCUGAAUGGCAUCCUUUGGAAUUCAGCCAAAAAUCUGAUUAGCUAGGGUUUAAUCGCCCCCUUAAUCUUUGUAGCAGGUUUGGUUCUAAUUAAGCUGGUCAAUUGUUGCUCUAGAUUGUUAAAGUUAAUACAGUACUGGGAAGAUCAAGUAUCUAUGUUUAUUAAAGGAUACUCUAUUGCAAGUGUGGCAGAAAUGGGCUGUUGUGGUUGCUUUGGGUUUUCAUUUGCAAAAAAGCAAAAGAAGACUAGGCCGAGGAUGCACUAUGGGAAUCACAUUUCACAGGAGUUAUUGCUAAAUGACGAAGUAGAAGAGGAGGAGGAGGAGGAAGAAGAAGAAGAAGAAGAUAAUUGCUCAUAUGGUGAGGACAUGUCCGAUACUGAAAAGGGAGAUCAUGAGGAGUUCAGGAACCCAGCAAAGCGCUCCGAAGAGAUUCUUUUGUACAGGACGCAGAACGGAUUGAUUUGCAGGGAAUUCCCUGUCAAGGAAACACACAAAGUUGUCCGGUCAGAGGAUGAGGAUGGGAACAAGAUGGUUAAUGAGUAUGUUCGUGAGUAUAAAAUUGGCUCUGGCAGCUAUGGGAAAGUGGUUCUUUAUCGAAGCCAGGUCGAUGGGAAGCAUUAUGCAAUUAAGGCCUUUCACAAGUCUCAUUUAUUAAAGCUACGAGUUGCUCCAUCUGAAACUGCCAUGACUGAUGUUCUUCGUGAGGUCUUGAUUAUGAAAAUGUUAAAUCAUCCCAACAUAGUAAAUCUGAUUGAGGUGAUUGAUGACCCAAACACAGAUCACUUCUACAUGGUUCUUGAAUAUGUGGAAGGCAAAUGGGUCUUUGAGGGUGCUGGACCCCCAGGUGGCCUAGGACAACAUGUUGCAAGGAGAUAUCUGCGUGAUAUAGUUUCUGGGUUGAUGUAUCUCCAUUCUCAUAAUAUUGUGCACGGUGAUAUAAAACCUGAUAAUCUUCUCGUUUCUGCCACUGGCACGGUGAAGAUUGGUGAUUUCAGUGUCAGCCAAGUUUUUGAGGAUGAAAAUGACGAACUUCGACGCUCACCUGGGACUCCUGUUUUCACUGCUCCCGAAUGUUGUUUAGGUCUAACUUAUCAUGGCAAAGCGGCUGAUACCUGGGCUGUUGGAGUCACGUUAUACUGUAUGAUACUGGGACAAUAUCCUUUUCUUGGAGACACACUGCAAGAUACAUAUGAUAAGAUCGUUAACGAUCCUCUGUGGCUACCCGUGGGUAUGAACCCCCUGCUCAAGAACCUACUCGAGGGUCUUCUCUGCAAAGACCCAACAGGGCGAAUGAGUCUAGAAACGGUUGCUGUUCAUCCGUGGGUUGUGGGCGAUGACGGACCGAGUCCCCAUUACGUAUGCUGGUGCAAGCGUAACAUGUUACAGAGGGAAAAGAAGUCGGAUGGGAGCAUAACCGAUGCUCUUAUCAAUACCGACUAAAAACACUUUUGUAUUUGUGAAGAUUUCUUUGUAUAGUAGAGUUUGUUCGUUUGUUUGUUUGCGAGUUUUGCUUUAGAAGUAAACGAUCUUGUAAGAAACUGGAAAGAAAGUACAACUUGUGAAACAUC